Messenger RNA from Columba livia (rock pigeon), 5196 nucleotides. Its product is annotated as olfactory receptor 4S2. The transcript has 3 exons. Lineage: Eukaryota; Metazoa; Chordata; Aves; Columbiformes; Columbidae. Gene Ontology annotation, molecular function: G protein-coupled receptor activity; olfactory receptor activity. The coding region runs from base 284 to 1213 and encodes 309 amino acids. Gene Ontology annotation, biological process: G protein-coupled receptor signaling pathway. The record is from RefSeq and is a predicted model, not a curated record. Gene Ontology annotation, cellular component: plasma membrane.
CCCUGAGGGGAAAUGGCACUUUGGCAUCAAUAAUUCCCCUCUUUGGUCCAGCGUUGAGUCCACCAACCCAAGAAGCCUAUUGUCUAAUGCUGUGUGGAGCAACGUGUUCUAACAGUGAAGACACAGUGCUUUCCCUUUGCUCGUGGAGAGGUGUGGACAUAGGGAUGGAGACACCCAAGAGCCUCUUUUCCCCUGCUGCCCUGGUUGGGGAGUAGCCAGACAGAGCGCUCAGGAGGAAGAACGGGCUGUCCUGUGGUUGUCAGGUCCUGUCUUCAAGGUGUCUAUGGAAGACAAAAACAAUGUGACGGAGUUCAUCCUCCAGGGACUGACGCAAGAUAAGACAGUAGCAAAACUGUGCUUCUCAUUAUUCUUAGUCUUCUAUGCCAGUAUCAUUCUUGGAAACCUGCUUAUCAUCGUUACCAUAAAGACAAGUCAACAGUUGAACUCUCCCAUGUACUUCUUCCUGAGCUACUUGUCUUUUGUAGACAUCAGUUACUCUACUGUCACAGCUCCCAAACUCAUUCAUGACCUCCUUGUUGAGAAGAAGACCAUCUCUUUUGUGGGCUGCAUAGCUCAACUGCUCGCAGUCCAUUUCUUCGGGUGCACAGAGAUCUUCCUUCUCACAGCGAUGGCCUAUGAUCGUUGCAUCGCCAUAUGCAAACCGCUUCACUACACAGCUAUUGUGAACAAGCGUGUCUGUGGCUGGCUGGUGGCGGCUUCUUGGGUGGGAGGCUUUGUACACUCCCUGGUGCAGACCUUGCUGGUCACUCGGCUACCAUUUUGUGGGCCCAAUGAGAUUGACCACUAUUUGUGUGAUGUUCACCCCCUACUGAAGCUGGCCUGCACUGAAACCUACAUCAUUGGUGUCACUGUGGUUGCCAACAGUGGCAUGAUUUCCCUGAGCUGUUUCGUUGUUCUUGUUGUGUCCUACGCUGUUAUCUUGGUCUCCUUGAGGACACACUCUUCCGAAGGGCGUCUCAAAGCGCUCUAUACAUGCACUUCCCACAUCACUGUUGUAGUUCUGUUCCUCGGGCCGUGUAUUUUCAUCUAUAUGCGCCCUCCCACCACCUUCUCAGCAGACAAGAUGGUCUCUGUGUUUUACACAAUCAUCACUCCUAUGCUCAAUCCCUUGAUCUACACCCUCCGAAACCAAGAGGUGAAAAAUGCCAUGAAAAGGUUAUGGAGCUUAAAAGUGAAGAGGAGUGAGAAAUGAAACAACACGGUGUACGUUUGUAAGACGAUGUGAGCUUAAGAAACCAUGGGGAGUGAAAGACAAGUGUUCAGGAGAGACCUUCCAGUAAUGUUGCUCUGGUUUUAGUGCAGCUGCUCACAAUAGGGCUGACACUAAAUUCAAGGUUUUAUGUAACCCUUCUUUGGAAACUGUCAGUUGUGUGCUUAUUGUUAACUACCAAACCCCAGAGUUGGGGUGGCAUUUACCUUCAGGCACCUCACAGCUGUAUCUUGGGUAUUUGAGCUUCUCCUGCCAUUAUGAGAAACAACCAAGUAUUUUGAGCGGUUGUUCUUUCCUACUACCCUGUUUCCCCGAAAAUAAGACCUACCCCAAAAAUAAGCCCUAGCAUAAUUUUUCAGGGUGCUCAAAAUAUAAGGCCUACCCUGAAAAUAAGCCCUAGUUACAGUUAAUUUUAAAAAGUCAAUUUAAAUAGUGUCCAGGCAGCUAUACAUGUAAAAAAAAGGCAUCUUUUUGAGCAAAAAUUAAUACAAGACACUGUCUGAUUUUGGGGGAAACAGGGUAGGUCCUAAAAGCCUUGGACAGUAGCAUCUCCUUACAUUUCUGGAUGGUGGUACCAAGCUUCCAAGAGUGCACUAACAUUUCAGUAUAGCACAGCAUUGGCAGCUUUUAUCUCAAAUAUUUUGAUGUGCUAACAUGAGGUGUCCACAGCUGGGCAAGGAAAACAGCUGGGCAAGGAAAGUCAUCAGCCUUUAGGUGGAUGGGACUCAUUUCAUGGCAAAAUAGGACCACGAGAGAAGUAGGUGGUUGUAUUAGGUCUCUGUGUGACGGGGAGAGAUAGCAGAUUGUACUGAAACACCCGCAAAUGAAUAAACGAACACCAUUAUGUAAACAUUUAAGAAGUUUUCCAGGCAGAGCCUCCCAUUCAGUCCAACAAACCGCAGCUGCUCUGUGGCCCGUUCAGCUGGGAAAUGGUGGCCCAAGGUGGUUGUAAAAUAGGUUGUUGCCUGCUGCUGGAAGCAAUCACAUCAUUUCUACUUGUGAUAAAUGCCUUGCUAUGAAUACCACAUUGUCAUAUUCUGAAUCCAUGAGUUAGCUAUUAAAAAUCUGCUCCUAGGUGCCAGUUCGGUUGUUUGGUAAUGCAGAUAACAGGAGGGGAAUUUUCAGUAAUAAUAAUUACUGUGAUUAUAGCUCAAUGUUAGUACCGUGAUUCAAAAGCUCACCAAGCCAAUAACUAAAAGUUUUCCUACAAUGCUGAAUCUGAAUGUUCCCAUUUCUAGGUAUUUGGUACUUUCUGGUGAAUGUGCUAUCUACUUCAGCUUUCUUACUUCUUCCUCCUGCCCUUGGUUCCUCAAACAUUCAUAAUCUAAGCUGUACACCGACAACAAAUGUAAGACAUGCAAACUAAUGCCCAGGUCCAAAGUUGACACUUUCCUCAGCCAUUUCCAGUAUGGGAAUGCAGAAAUGCCCCUAGAAUCUUGUGAUUCUGGGCAACACUCUUCUACCGCAAAUUGACUCUAGUCAAGGCACGAAUCUCCUACAAACUUCUCUUGGCACUAAUAUUCUGGGAAGAGAAGCAGAGGAACAGGAUGUCCUUAAAAUAGUUGACAGCUCACUCGUUUGCCUCAAGAUAAUUGAUGACGCAUGGAAGUAAAAUAGAGCAGUGAGUCCUUGUUACUUUACGAUGACAGUAAAAUUGGAAAUAAACCAGCACCACUUAGACAAAGAAUUUGUAUAAUUUCUCCAUAUUUAUGAACAGAAUAAGAAGAGAAAGAGGCAGCAGAAGAGGAAGGUUUGUUUUCCCAGCUGUUAGAAGGUAAAUACAGGUGUGUAGUCACCAAGAUUUCCCUUCUAGAUUUCCAGGUUCUUCCUCACCUCCUGAAGAUGUAGCAGAAAUGGUCCUAAAAUUUAGCGAUUGCAUUUAUUCUUUUUCUAGAUUGCAUGUUUUUGGAGACUGGUUUCUCAUCUCUGGAGCUCCUGCCAUGUGGUGGGUUUAGCUUGGUGGGCUCUGGGUUCCCACCCAGCCCCUCUCUCACUGUCUGCAGGAGGAUAUGGGGGAGAAUAUGAGAUUAAAAAGCAUGUAGGUUGAGAUAAAGAUAGGGGGAUCUCUUUCCAAUUAACAUCAUGGGCAGAAUAAUCAGUUCAAGCUGAUUUGAACUUGAGCCACAGAUCUCAGUGGCGCAUCACCACUGACGUUUUGGUCUGCCCAGACCUUCCUUUGUCUUGGGGAAUGAACAUUUACAUUAAUUUAUCUUUAUAUCUCAUCAUUGAUCCAGUGUACCCCUGAGGGACGGCAGUUUCCCACCAGUGUUACCGUCCUAGGUCUUCAGCUUCUCUGAUCUCAAGCAGCAUUUCCUGGUGCCCAACACUUGUCUCACUGCAGGGAUUGGUAGCACAACCCUACAUUUAUGUUUUUAUUACUGAAGACUCGUUUUUUUUCAUACAAAUGGCUUCUGAGUGUUUAGAAGUGUGUGGUGGCUCAUCCUCUCUUCAUCAGCCUUUGGGACUCCAUGCACAGAAGGUGAUUGAGCAAAUUGAUGUGCUGGGAUCCAGCCACCAAAACUGUUUAAUAAGGCCCUCGGUGGCUGUUUGGAGUUUGGUAAUGACACAGUUCUUACAGAUCUAACUCCACGAGCGGAAAAUUAUCUUUUGCCUGCUUUUAAUACCCAGUAUGUUACAUGAGUAUUUAUAGGUUGUGUGGGAUGGGGAGACUUUAGGGAGAAGGAAGAUGCAGGAAGCACAGAGAUCAGUUCAGAAAGCCUUGGAGAUGUUGCCUCAUUGGAUCUUUCUGUUUAAAUGAUAGAUGGAAAACAGGACAUCAAUACCAUCACCAUAAAACGUGUCUGUAACCUAUUAGGAAAAGAAAAAUCCCGAAGCAAAUCUCUAUACAACAAGAAACUUAAUCAAGAGCAAGGAUAUGGCAAUGACAAGCAGGAGAAAGGAGAGUGGAACAAUGUCCAAACCCGUUAGAUGAAUAACUUCAAACAGGUUUGGAGUGAGUGGUUUAAAAUGUUGUCAGACAACAAGUGUUGCAGAGUUCAGAAUUCAAUGUUGUGUCAACAUUUAGUAACUGGGUACAGUAGGAACCAUUUUCUCCUCUUCUUUGCUUAUGAUCUUCGUAUCAUCCAUGGCAUAUUAAAGCACAAGUGUGUGGUUGUGUAUGUUUAUGCAAAAGGCAGAGAGAAAUGCUUGGAAAUCUGUUGAAAAACAUACAGAAAUAUUUUAAAAGUAUUGUGACAUUUUGGUCAUUUGUGUCCUUCAAGGCAGCUUAAUUUAAUGUGGGUCGCAUCAUAGACAUUUAGCAUGGGGCAAGUAUCUGCUCUGCAGUUAUUCUCAAGGACAGAUGUACUAUUUUCUAUGGUAUAAGUCAUCUUACUGUAGUGUAAUGAUCUAAACAGGGUAAAUAAAGUGUUUAUUCCUCUUUUUUGGGUAUACAGGGGGCCAGGAUGCCUGUUGUGCAGGUCUCUGUCCAGUACAAGGUCAAGCACAGACAUUUCACCCUCUCUGCAGCUGGAAGGGCCCUGAGCCCUUGGGAGAGGCAGAGGCGAAAAAGCAGGAUCGUUUCUAAACUGCUGCUGUGAUUUGCAGACAUAUAUUCUGAAUCAUGCAUGAAGCAAACCUGUUGGAUGGGAAAGAAAAGCAGGCUUUGAGAACUACCAGAAAGUGGCAGAGAAUAGAGCAGGACGUGAGGAAAGUGUUCAGCAAGAGGCGUAUAUGAAAAACAGAUACUGCUUUCUUAGUAGUAAUCUCCUGCUUGCUGAUUUACCAACUCUGAGGCAGAAAUUGGUAGCUAAAGAAUUUCCUGGCGUGAUUGUGAACAGAAGUGAGCAUUGAGCAUUCCUUCGCUGGUCACAUUUUAACCUCCACAAGACAGUGAGUUUAUUUGAACUUAAAGAAUUCCCUGGAGCUACAAAGAGGUAGAGAAACUGUGCAGAGUUUUGCAGCUUCUGGUAUGUUAGAAAUCACAGUUUCUUCAGGAGAACACGUUCUGCUGACAGCAGGUCUAA